CACGUCACUUCCGGGUACAAAGUAGCAGAGCUGCGGGCGGUGCGCGGCCCUGACACGGACACGUGACUCGCCUGCAAGAUGGCGGCGCCCAGGAGCGAAGCGCCGGUCUCGGACUCGGAUAGCGGCAGUGAGGAUAUGCAGCGCUUCCGGGAGGCGGCCUGGGAGCCACCGGGUAUUAAACCAGUUCAGCGCCAGGAGAAGGCCGUUCCAUCUACUGCUCCAAGUCUUCGUGUGCAGGCUGACUGCCAUGAGCAUGAUGGUAAUGAGCUGCAGACUACACCUGAAUUUCGAUCACACAUUGCUAAAAAGCUAACCGCUAUCCUGGAUAGUUGCAUCAAAGUAAUCCCAGCAAUCAGUACCCUUCAGACUGAGCCUAUAAUGGAUACAGAAGACAGUGGUUUUAGAUUGUUCUGCACGUCCAUCCCUGGGGACACUGGGACUGCAAAACCCACUACUACUAUGAAACGCAAACUGGCUUCCUCUAGCAGUGAGGAUAGUGAAGAGGAGGAGCAAAGAUGCCGGGAGGCUGCUGUAUCAGGCAUUGACAUCCUCCAGAACAGCGCAUUGCAGAGUAUACAUAUAGCGAACUCCAAUGAAACCUGUGACGGUCCAAAAAAGAAGAAGAAACGAAAGAAAAAGAAGAAAAAAGACAUAGUAGAAGAUGUUCUUCAGACAAAGACAGAGAGCAGUGGACUGAAUGCAAAAAAGAAGAAAGACAUAGAGGAUGAAAAGGGAAACAUUCUUCAGACUAACACAGCGUUAAAUGGAUUCAGAGUGGAAAACAAAAAAAAGAAGAAAGAGGAUAAAGUGGGAGAUGUUCUUCAGACAGAGUGUGUUGGACUGAUUGUGAAAAAGAAAAAAAAGAGAGACAUAGUAGAGGAUGGAGAUGUACUUCAGACAGAGAGCAAUGCAAUAUAUGUGAAAAAUAAAAAUAAGAAAAAAGACAUUGUAGAGAAUGAGCAGAGUUUAGCAGGCGAUACCCCUCAGGCACAGAAAAAGAGCAACGGGCUAUGUGGGAAAAUGAAAUAAGAGCACACCAAUGGGAUAUUGUAAUGAACUGGGGAACAAAUCAUAGAAAAUAUCAGAUUUCAUCAAUGAUGACGUACUUUCCAUUUCAGGAGUCUGCGAGAAUCGCGUUGUAGCAUAUGCAUGUCAGUGAAAGGCAUGGAUGUUCUGAGCUGACACUACAGUGGCUGUCUGUAACCUGUGUAUAUUCUCCAUUGAAGUCUAUGUUCAGCUGAUAUAAAUAUUUCCAAAAGUCACUCCUGGCGAUUUCUACCAUUUCUGUCUUUCACUGGCAUAUCCACACAGGAAGGAAAGCUUAUUCAUCCACCCACAGUCGACAUUUUGCCACUUGCAGCUGUAACACAGGUUUGUUUCAGAGAACGUCAUUAGUGUCAUUGUGAGGAUGAUGCCAUUUGUGUGGAAAUAAAACUGUCGAUGGAGCUGUGUGAGGGAGACAGGAGGUGACUGUGACUCUCUGGGGUACUGGAAUUCUGGUAGUGUGCCAUGCUUGCCGAGGACACUGCGUGGAAACAAAGAUCACAUUGUCAAUAAGCGCUUUCAACAUCUUGUCUUUAUUCACCUCUUAAUUUUUGGCUGACCAGGCAAUUGCUCUGAAAAGUCAAAUGUAAUACUCUGGUGCAUUGAUGUCAAUUAGUAACAUGAUCUGCGGCUAGUCAUGAUCACUGCGAGCUUCUACCAAGCUCUGCUGAAGUUAGCAACUCUUCUUCACAACUGCAAAUGAUCCUCAGCUGGAAUGUGCUGCACUGUGCUAAGCCUGGCAGUACAGGUACACUGGAUAAUAGCUCUCCGCCAGUCAACCAGCCCUGCACAGCAGAGCUUCGCUCAGUGGAGCUAAUGGAAGCUCCUUGCAGAUAGUGGUGGUAAGUUCCAGGCAGAAGGCAAGCAAGUUAUCAAACUAUUUGACUACUUAGAACAAACAGAACAAAGGAUACAGGUAGCGCCAAAAUAAAUGCAAUAUUGUGGUAAGUAAUCAAAAAAAUCUUUUACCAAGUAAAAGAUAAAAAUGUCCUUUUGCGGUUUUAAGUCUUCAAAUGUUGAAUAAGUGAUUUUAUUAUUAUUUGUUUAAAUAAAAGUAAGAAUUUUAGACUA
This is a messenger RNA of Pelobates fuscus (common spadefoot toad), 2115 nucleotides long. It is a transcript of the gene C5H12orf43, whose product is annotated as chromosome 5 C12orf43 homolog. The transcript has 6 exons. The record is from RefSeq and is a predicted model, not a curated record. NCBI's taxonomy places the organism in Eukaryota, Metazoa, Chordata, Amphibia, Anura, Pelobatidae. Bases 79 to 1029 code for a protein of 316 amino acids. Gene Ontology annotation, biological process: Spemann organizer formation; Wnt signaling pathway; negative regulation of Wnt signaling pathway.